AAAACUAAUUUCAGUUGUUCAACGUCCGCCAAACUGAUCAAACUGAAAGAAUCUCGUCUAUUUUUUCAAACUUAAGUUCAUAACAAUUUAAAUAUUGUAGCAAAUAUGCUGAAACAACUGGUUGGUGUUCUCCUUAUUGCCUUGUGCUUGAUGCACAGUGCAUCGGCCAUCAAAUGCUACCAGUGCAAAUCCCUGACGGAUCCCAACUGCGCCAAGGAUAAGAUCGAUGCCUCCUCUAACAUCCGUUCGGUGGAUUGCGAUAGUGUGCCCAAACCGAACACCAUGGAUCAACUGCAGCCAGUGACCAGGUGCAACAAGGUGGUGACCAGCGACCGUGCUGGAACUAUCGUAUCCCGGGAUUGCCACUUUGAAUCCAUCGGGCAGAAGGAGAACGAGUGCACGGUGACCCACAGCCGCCAGGUGGAAAGCUGCUUCACCUGCAAAGGUGACUUGUGCAACGCCUCCGGUGCAGGACGCUUUUUGGCUAUCAGUGCAACUGCCAUCCUGGCGAUUUUCGCCCUUCAUAUGAGCUUGUGAGGCGAUUCCAAAACCGAUCCAGGAAUUUUAAAAAUAAAUGUUGAUAACAUACCUGUACAAAAAAAAAUAUAAAUUGUUAAUUAAAAUCUUGAAUAAAAUAAAAUAAAGUUAAACAAA
Messenger RNA from Drosophila gunungcola (fruit fly), 654 nucleotides. It is a transcript of the gene atilla, whose product is annotated as lymphocyte antigen 6 complex locus protein G6d. The transcript has 3 exons. The coding region runs from base 106 to 537 and encodes 143 amino acids. Lineage: Eukaryota; Metazoa; Arthropoda; Insecta; Diptera; Drosophilidae. The record is from RefSeq and is a predicted model, not a curated record. Gene Ontology annotation, biological process: positive regulation of voltage-gated potassium channel activity; regulation of synaptic transmission, cholinergic; sleep.